Molecule: messenger RNA, 2040 nt
Organism: Phasianus colchicus (ring-necked pheasant)
Lineage: Eukaryota; Metazoa; Chordata; Aves; Galliformes; Phasianidae
Product: serine/threonine-protein kinase SBK2
Biological process (GO): protein phosphorylation
Molecular function (GO): protein serine/threonine kinase activity; ATP binding
Source: RefSeq, a predicted model, not a curated record
AUGGAUAACCCCUUUCCUCCCUAGCGCCCCUUUUCUCCUCCCACUGAGAGGUCACCUUCAGCCUGGGGCGGUGUGCCCCUGGACCAGAGGCUGAAGAAGGGGCGGAGCGUCACGCUCAGCCCUGUAAUGCCUGGCAGCCCCUCCGGCUGCUCGACACAGCCUGGUCCCAGCCCAGAGGCAGCAGAGGGGGAGUCGAGGCUGCCCACGGCUGUCUGCCCUGCACUGCUGGAGAAGAGCUCAGCAAUGGCUGAGAACUCAGCUGUGGCAGUGGCACCGACAGCAGCACCAACCAUGCUAGAGGAGCUCCUGGAGAUCACGGCUCAGAGCCUGGUGCGCACUGAGGUGGCUGAGCACUAUGAGGUUAUUCGGGAGCUGGGCAGGGGCAAGUACGGCCAUGUGAUGCUAGUGACCCACAGGCAGAGAGGAACUCCUAUGGCUCUCAAGCUGCUGCCCAAAGCCAGUACCAAGCUGCACACCUUCUUGUAUGAGUACUGUGUGGCACUCUCCCUUGCCACCCACCCUGCUAUCAUUGGCAUGUUUGGAAUUGCAAUCGAAUCCAGUCAAUAUUAUGGUUUCCUCUAUGAACCAGCAAUGCACAAAGACCUCAUAUCAAUCAUCAAACCCAGGGAUGGGAUCCCUGAACCAGCUGCCAAGCAUUGUGCCAAGCAGCUCGUGAGUGCUCUGGAGUUCAUCCACAGCCGGGGGCUUGUGUAUCGUGAUGUCAAGCCUGAGAACGUGCUGCUUUUUGACCCUGAGUGCCGGCGCAUCAAACUGACUGAUUUUGGGCUUACACGGCCCAAGGGUACCAAGCUCAAACUGGUGGCUGGAGUAAUCCCCUACACUGCCCCUGAACUAAGCAACACCACUGAUGCCCAGGGGGUGCCCAUAGAUGCCAGCAUGGAUGCAUGGGCCUUUGGUGUGCUGCUGUUCUGCUUGCUGACUGGCUAUUUCCCUUGGGAGCAAAGCCUGCCCAAAGACCCUUUCUUUGAGGAUUUCAUGCUGUGGCAGGAAACGGGCCUGGAAGAGAACCUGCCUCGCCACUGGAAGCGCCUGACAGCUGAGGCUGCUCUCAUGUUGCGGAGCCUGCUGGCACUGGAUCCUGCCAAGCGCUGUCCUGUUGGUGGAGCUCUGCGCUAUGUCGAUUGCCCUUGGCGUCAAGAUGAGGGGCGCAGUGAGGAGGCUGCUGUGAAGCCCUAGAGCCUGCUCCCCACAGGGGAGGGAGGUCACCCUGCAAUGAGCUGUGGGGCUGAGGGCAUCAUAGUGGGCCUCCAGCAGUGUGGCUGUGAGAUGCCAUGGUAACCCAGAGAUCAACUUCUCCACAGCGCUAUCCCUACCAUCAUGGAACCAAGCUCCUUCCCCAAGAUGGUCCUCACUCUAGGCUCAGCAUUGCCCAUUGCCACCUCCUUCCUUGGGACUUGAAAAUAUUUCCUUUCUCACACAGAUGAGAGAUGUUCACACAUGAUGCUUCAUGUGUGAAGCAUCAAUUUGUAUCCUGGCCACUGGAGACUCCAAGGUGGUUUCUGGGGAUGCAGAACCUGCCUUACCUUUGAAAUAGAGCAGAUAUCUUUGUUUCCACGUGUGGCUCUUCUUCUCUUGCAAUAAAAUGUCUGCAGGGGAUCUGUUUGCUGUGGGAGAGCAUAGGUAUGACAAUGCCAGUGGCCUUCUAAGGACAAACUGCUAGAGGCAGGGGCUGUCUGACACCACCAGGGCCCUUGAGGGGUGGCUUCAGGUAUGUGAGAUGGAGGUGGUGGGAGCCCUCAGCAUAUCAUGGUGGAUGUUAUCUGAGGACUGAUGAUGAUGCUGAGAAGAUGGUGGGAGCCACUGUGGCAGGGUGUUGGAGGAAGGACUGUUAGUAGCAAGUGACAUAGAAGAAUGUUCACAAGGUGCUGCAAGGAAAUGAGCAGAGCAAAAGGGUGGAUAGGAGCUAGGUGUGAGUGAGAACUGUAGCAUUACAGAUCUGUGCCUUGCCUCCAUCAUGUGUUCUUGCAUUAACUGUUUGGAGAUUUUCCCAACAGAGUUAGACAUACAUUUUAUAUCUGU